This is a messenger RNA of Phytomonas sp. EM1, 4212 nucleotides long. NCBI's taxonomy places the organism in Eukaryota, Euglenozoa, Kinetoplastea, Trypanosomatida, Trypanosomatidae. The record is from the annotation of a GenBank genome assembly.
AUGAGUGCAAACGCGGAGGAAAGGGAAGUGGCAAAUGACGUGCUAACCCGUCGGGCUAGACGUCGUAAAGAAAUUGUACGGUACCACCAACGUCAACACAAUAAGGUACUGAAGUCAGACGCUAAUCUUCGCGAUAAUCGCUUGUUCCUGUUUUCUGAGGGAACGAAAGUUUCGUGGGAAACGACAACGGUGCCACCUCGCGAUUUGAACCCCGUGUCGUUGUUAGCGCCGUCUUCUCAAGGCAACCCUGCCGUGAAGGACGAAGCACUGGAGGACUGGAAUUUCGAAUUCGUAUUCCACAGUGAAAACGCGUCUAGAAAACCCUCGAACCGCCUUGACGGGGAUGAGGACGAUGGGCUUGAAGGGGGAGUGUGCACACACGAAAAGGCCAUUAUAUCGCCCACGUUCUUCUCCGAAGUCGCAGACAGCGAGGUGACAUCCCGUUCUGAAUCGCUCAUGCUGGCAAACACGCAGGGUGUGAAGCGGCAGGCAAAGCCUCUGUCUAUGCUAUUGGUACCCGAAAACACAAUGGCAGGCCCCACAGGGGGAAGGCCGCCGAACUUUAUCUACGUCAGCCGAGCUGAGGGCGUGCCGCCGAUCCCAGUGAGGACGCCCAUGGCGUCAGGAACCGAUCUCAACGUCCCCACCAGCAACUAUCUAACACUGGAUAGCGUCUACAACAUCCACCAACACGCACCAGGAUUCGUGAAGAAUGAACGGGCCGCGCUCGGUUCCAUGUUCUCGAGGAGUAUGCUAGGAUGGGAGGAUCUACAGGAGGACGUCUUGAUACUCUCCACCGGGAAUGCCAUGCGGUUGGUCUUCGAACAGGCCUUUACGGACGAUAAACCGAUCGCGCUUCAGGUGCAACGGCUAGGGCCGACGCUAACAGUUGGCAUCCACACCGACGCCCCAAGCAGCGUGCGCGAGAUGCGCAAGCGGGCUCUCCUGAGCAAGGCCCUAUAUCGAUUGAGCGAGGCUGCACCGCCGCCGGACUCCCGUGAUGCGAAGGUGACUGAGGAGGUGGUCAAGACCUCAGAGCCGCCCGCGGCGCCGACGAACGCCGUCGCGCUCCCCCCUCAACGGAUAGGGUUAAGCGUGGCUGAGCACGCGCAGGUUCACAACCGCUACUCCCACACCCUGCGCUGGGGGAUCGAUAAGAUGGAGGUGUUGGUCGGGGUGGAUACGCCCAUCGUACUUGAUCGACGCAGCAACACCGAGCAGAUGUUGAAGCUUGAGGAUACAUCGGACGUUAUGACGCCGCAGGAAAUGCAGCGGGAUUUGUUGAAUUGCUGGUUUGAUGCCACGCUCGCGAACGUACCUCAGGUAGGCAUUUAUAUCCACAACGCCGGUGUGGUGCAAUGCUUUGAAGUGAAGAAGGUGCAAGAGCUUUUAGGGCUGGUCGAAGGACGCGUCGCGACCGCGGCGAUGAACUUUACCAGCAACGUCCUGCGUUGGUUGGUGCAGCAGUGUGUGAAGGAUGGGGCGACUUACGCCGUUCUUCGAGGAUACCGAUCGAGCUAUUUGGAGCUGUACGAACUUCCACGCGAGCACACGCUGUUUACGGAUCCGACUUAUAACGAUACGCACGUCUCCCCCGAAGCCAUGGAUGCUGCGGCGAGGCAGUGCCGAGAAGACCACGACCGCCUCAAUCUCAACUUGGCGAGAAUGUGCCUGGGGAUGGCACAACACCUCUUCCACCACGAAAACAUCGCCAAAACCUUUGAUACAUUGUCGCUUCUGUUGCGCAGUUUCGUUAUAUUUCUUCAGCAAGGCGACCCCGCGUACGCUGUGGAGCAUGUCUCUGAAAUAGCCCAAAUGCUUCCAAAACUGAUUGACCGACUCAUCCUCCAGCGUCACGCUGCUUCACUGCCAUCGAUGGAUUCAAAACCCGCUAAGAAUCAUGAUGUGAAGCAUACUAAAGAGGAUGCUGUGGGGAACGAGAAGCAGUCGAUACAAGAAGUGCCGUCAGGCGGCGUUGUCAGUGAAACCAAACCGCGGCUUUUCACAGAGGGGGGUAACAACGCCUGCCGCGCCCUCCCAGAAGCCUAUCGGGAGGCGCUCGUUACGGGCGCUCGCUUCGAAAUGCGGCUACGUCAGACGCUGGAGGAUAGCACCCUCAAACCCAUCCUGCGGCGCGGUUACACACGUUCACUCGUGCUAUGCUCCGUCGCCAUAGGUGUGGCAGUUGCUCGGACGCUUGAUGCCUUCAGCGCCGAGCGUUCGGCCCAUUUCCGCGGUAACCAUUCAUCUCACAAACACGGGAGCAACGAGAAUGCGAAGCAGUGGAGCACCAAGAAACCCACAGUACCGGCUGAUGCGGAAAAGAAGAAGAACAUGACAUUAGAAAAGGAUGAAAAGGACUUUACGGUCCUCAAGAAUCUGCUACAGGUCAUCGUGGAAGGCCUGAUGCGGCUAGAGCAUCUCAGCAACACAAUCGGGGCCUUUGCUACCUCGAUUAAGCAAUCAGAAACGUCCGAUCACGGCAGCCCCAACGUCACACCCGAGGUCUCCACAGACGUACAAAAUGCUAACCAGGAAGCAGGAAAGGAGACGCACAAAAAGAGAUCCCCACCAUCGCAACGGGAAUGUGGUCUACUGAUAGAUCCAAGGGCGGAUGUGGAUGUUGAACCCCUCAAUCGCUUUCUUUGUGAAAUAUAUGGCGACGUCAUAUUAAUUAUCAUGGCAGACUCAGCCAAUGCGUUUACGGUGGACGUGCUAACCGAGGUGGCUCGCCGUAUCAGCUCCAGAGAGGAAGAAAAGGCGCAGCAGCAACAGCCAUCUCAGCAAAGCAGCCCCGGAUCAAAGGGUAGCCUCCCUUCCUCCUCCUGCUCAACUCUGCAAUGGAUCUCUGCUCUAACAACGGACCCGGUCAGUCUUUCAUUCACGGCGAUGCGCUUCUAUGCGAAGGCCGGAAAUGAGACCAGAUCGCUUCUUAUCAAGAUGGCGAAAGUAUACUACUACGUCGGGGUGCAUUACCUGAACACGGACCGUUACACGAAAGCCCUUGAGGCACUCUACCGCGCGAAAUCCCUUUUCAAAGCUUCGGAGAAGGCGAGUGAGGAUUCCCCCCUUGCCGAAUACUUCACCCUCGCCCCGAUGGUGUUCCUGGAAGACGUCCUCAAGGCGCUUGGGGAUGUGUACACCAAUAUGGCGCUCCUCAAGAUGCGUGCGGCGCUGCCCAUCACCAGCGUCGAGAUCACUCCCACUCAGCCGCUCAGCAUCGGCCUGUUGCACCAUGGCAACGAGGAGGAAACGCGGUUCUUCCAGAAGGCAAUCGACACCUACACCGAAGGGGCCUGCUGGGUCGAGAAGGCCCAGGUGCUGCUGCGCUACGCCGCGACCUUUAUCGACAACGCGACGUUGUCGGGACGUCCGAUGGACCGGGCGGCCUCCGCGCGGACCUUCGAGCUCCUUGUGGAGGCCCGAAAGGCGGCGGAGAAGAGUCGCGCGGAGGGGACGGACUGGCGGCGUCGGCUCGAAUGGGAGACGCUUCGGCUCGUGACGACCACCGCCGUCGGACAGUGUGGCAGCCCUCUCCUGCGGAGUGCGCGGACGAUCGCACAGCACUGGGCCGAACGACUCUGCCGUGAGGCCGUCUUGGAAGAAGACGAAAAGGAGGAGGACAAAAGCGACGCUGUGACAGACUUAAGGGUCACCGUGAAACCCCCUUUGGAGGCCGCCACGGCGGGGGAGCAGAACCUGCAGCUGGGGCUGGUGUACGUCGUGGAUGUGGAAGGGCGGUGUGCCGCGCCAGGGGUUGCGGCGAGCACGCGGAAGGCCGGUCUCAGCGCGCUCGGGCUUCGGGAGACGACCCGACAGUGCGUCGCGUUCGGCGUCGCGGCGAUGCGGGAGGUGCAGGCGCGGUGGCAAGCGCAUGCGGCGGCCGCCAAGUCAACCCCUUCCACCAGCCCAACCCCCAUGGCAUCCUCACGGAGGAUGUCCUUUAUUGCUCAUUCAUGGAAAGUCGAAAAUGAGGUGGAGUGGGUCUAUCGCAUGACCUCGAUGAUGGUGCUCCGCGCUUUGAAGGCACUCAUGGGCUGCUCUGAAAAGAAACUGAAGUCAGAGGCUGCGACGUUCUUCUCUCGGGUACUUGCGCUGGUGAAUUCUGUCACCAAGGUGGAAGACAAUAAGGCGAGUGACAGCAAACACAAACGUUGGAUGGAUGCUAUAAAGUCGCUUCUUUUUGCGUUAGAACCCAUACUUGUAUGGUAA